AUGAGCGCUGCAACCACACCCUGCAUCGCGUGACCAACAAGUGCUCUGUGGCAGGGUGUGGUUGCAAAACACAAAACUGCAUUUUCCCUUUGCACACAGUUCUGUUUUUCCAAGCGGACGAAAAGGAUGGCGCCGCGGAUUUGCAGCACGGCCACUGCGUCCUCCACGCCCGAUGUGACGACGGCGGCGGAAGAUGAGACGGCAAAGUGGCUGGAAAUGCCUGCCGUCGCCGGAUUCAAGAUUUGGCAGCUCAUCACUGGCACCACCGCCGCAAUCGCCGCCAUUGUUUUCGUAUUGUGCUGCUGCGUGCGUUUCCGCAUUCCGCGGACCAAGGAGGAGAUCGAGGCGGACUACGUGCGGAAGAAGAUCGCCCGCAAGUUCCGUCGGCAUUUGCGUCUGAUCCAGAACUCGGACAUGGACGAGAUGGACCUGAAGCGGGCGCUGGACCGCGUGCGCGCCGAGUUCAAGUCGGACUCGGAGAGCGUGGCGCACUCGGAAACGGCCCUGUCCAUCGGGUCGGCGGGCUCGGCUGCCCGCUCCGCCACCUACCGCAAGGCCAGUGACCUGCUGGCCGGCAUGACCGUCGACGACCUGCCCACGCAGCGCACCCUCUCGCACCGGCUGGCGGACCUCGUCGACGCGGCCCUCGUCACCCUCCGGAUGCGCAAACGCUCCGGCAUGCCGAGAGACGACACCAAUCUCACAGAAACCGUCAUCGCAUGAACUGUAUACUGUUUUUUAUGCAAUUGACAAAUCCGGAGGAGUUGCUUUGGACACUUUUAUUAUUAUAGUGUUUUGUUAAAAUGUUAUUCAUUACAUUUUUGUUUCAGUGUGUUUGAAAAAAGAUGGCGUAAAAAGGCUGCGCUUUUUUUAUUUUUUAUUGUUAUUUAUUUUUUAUUUUUCAAAAAUUUAAAUAGGCUUGAAUUUGUAGCAAAAGAAUCACGGAAUUUCAAGAAGAGUUUAAAGCACAACUAAUAAAUUGACCAGCUAUCAACUAUUUGGAUAAUUUUCACUGUUAGGUUUCUACGUUGCGCGGAUGGCAUUUUUUUUAAAUCUUAAAAAUUAUUUAUUUUAAAAAACUUUUAAUGACAUAAAACUUCUCCCUGUAAAAAUUUCAUUCCCUUAAUAAGAAUUUCAGUAUUUUGGUAAGAGAUGGAAUGAUUUUUCCGGUUUUAAUUCUGAUUUCAUCAACAAUGAUACCCUUAAUGGGAAAAAAUCUUGAAUUCAAAAGAAAAGACGAGACUACACCCAGUUUUAUUAACAAAAUG
Molecule: messenger RNA, 1268 nt
Organism: Cloeon dipterum
Lineage: Eukaryota; Metazoa; Arthropoda; Insecta; Ephemeroptera; Baetidae
Exons: 3
Coding region: 127-723 (198 amino acids)
Source: RefSeq, a predicted model, not a curated record